AGGCAAGUGGAGACGAGUGUGCGCAGUAAGAUCCUGUACCUCAUCCAGGCCUGGGCUCACGCCUUCCGCAACGAGCCCAAGUACAAGGUGGUGCAGGACACCUACCAGAUCAUGAAGGUUGAAGGCCACGUGUUCCCGGAGUUCAAGGAGAGCGAUGCCAUGUUCGCUGCAGAGAGGGCCCCAGACUGGGUCGAUGCUGAGGAGUGCCACAGGUGUCGGGUGCAGUUCGGCGUCGUGACGAGGAAGCAUCACUGCAGGGCCUGUGGGCAGAUCUUCUGUGGCAAAUGUUCCUCCAAGUACUCCACCAUCCCCAAGUUUGGGAUUGAGAAGGAAGUGAGAGUCUGCGAGCCCUGUUAUGAGCACCUCAACAAGAAAGCUGAGGGGAAAGCUGCUGCCACCUCUGAACUGCCCCCUGAGUACCUGACCAGCCCCCUCUCACAGCAGUCUCAGCUGCCUCCAAAGCGUGACGAGACAGCUCUGCAAGAGGAGGAAGAGCUCCAGCUGGCUAUUGCCUUGUCUCAGUCGGAGGCCGAGGAGAAGGAGAGAAUGAGGCAGAAAACAACCUACUCCAUGUACCCAAAGGCUGAGCCAACGCCCGUCACGUCAUCGGCUCCCCCGGCCAGCACGCUCUACUCGCCACCCGUGAAUUCCUCUGCUCCCUUGGCUGAGGACAUCGACCCGGAGCUGGCUCGCUACCUGAACCGCAACUACUGGGAGAAGAAACAGGAGGAGGCUCGCAAGAGCCCCCCGCCCCCGGCACCCCUGUCCCUG
Merops nubicus (carmine bee-eater) is the source of this 771-nucleotide messenger RNA. RefSeq names its product hepatocyte growth factor-regulated tyrosine kinase substrate (gene HGS). Lineage: Eukaryota; Metazoa; Chordata; Aves; Coraciiformes; Meropidae. The record is from RefSeq and is a predicted model, not a curated record. The transcript is spliced from 9 exons. Gene Ontology annotation, molecular function: ubiquitin binding; phosphatidylinositol binding; metal ion binding. The annotation marks the transcript as partial.